This is a messenger RNA of Sordaria macrospora k-hell, 2121 nucleotides long. RefSeq lists its product as uncharacterized. Lineage: Eukaryota; Fungi; Ascomycota; Sordariomycetes; Sordariales; Sordariaceae. The record is from RefSeq and is a predicted model, not a curated record.
AUGGGCGCCUAUACUUCAGUACAGCAGUGCCUUGAGCACUAUGGAGUCACGAUAAACUGUUCUGUAGUUUACGCACCCGACAACCAGACCGUUUUAUCCGUGGGAGGAAACAGACCCGGAGAGUUUAACCCAGAUCCAGAUAUUGCGGGUAUCGGUAUCCUCGGAGCCUUCGUCGUAAUAACGGGGUUCUCGUUACUAAUAGCCUUCUUGCAUGUCUUGUGGCACUAUGCCAAGCUGAUGAAGCUUAAAAAGAGACUAACAGACGAAGAAAAGGAAAACAAAAGAUGGCAGCUGAGCAUUGGUGGCUUCUUUGAGAUGCUCAUCAUCUCGUGUAGUGAUCAGCAGAUUUUCACCGGUGCGGCAUACGCCAUCACGAUGCGCUUCGCCAAAGCAUGCUCCAUCUCGGCUUACCACUACAACGUUAUCUCGAAUAUGCUGUUACUCACCUGCGCCACACACUUGCUGACCCUUCUUGUGUCAAAGCACUACUGGGAGCAUCCCUGGGUAGCUGGAAUCCGGACGGUAGCGACGGCGCUGUUGUAUCUUGCGACGGGUAUUCUUCUUUCCACCCAGGCCGCCCCGGGGUCUGAGCUCGCCUUUCCGACCCAGGUUCCUAAAGACGACGACAAAUGGAGCACCCUCCUUCUACCAGCCGCCUGCUUCCAAGGGAGCGCUGCGCAGUUUGGGAAUACCUUGCAACAGUCCUUCCAAGGAGCCGGACUGUUCAAGGUGGGCGACCGUAUCACCGGAUGGACUCCAUUCGUCAUUCUUGUCCUAUACUACGUCCUUGCCAACAUCGUUACGCUUGGUAGGGUCGUUCGUGCAGGACGGGAGAAUGGCGGAAGGCGGGAAAAGUUUUGCAAGUGGUUUGUGGACGUGGUAGGGACGAAGAAGCUGAAGUGGGUGAACCGUAUUGGUGGACAGGUCUAUGGCGUGUAUCUCUUGGCUGGCCUGGCAAUUUCGGGAUACACGAUGGCUUCGUCGUCCGAGUACAUUGCGAUGCUUCGGCGUUGGGUUGACCGGUCAGGAUGGAUUCAACUCUUUGAUGGCACCAACUCGGAGAACGACCCCAAGUCCUUCGGUCAGCUUGUUCCUCUUCUGAUGAUGACACUCACCGUGUUUACCUUUUUGCAGAUGUUGAGUGAGGCCAUAACGAUCAGGAAGUUGAAGAAUAAUCAGCGCGAAGAACUUCAAGACGUGCGGCAGGAGUUCGAAGACCAACUGGAAGAGGCAAGAGCGAGCUCGAUCAAAGUCCAAGAAAGUGGCCUAGGCAACGGAAAGCGACCUGAGGUACACGAGAAGGAAGCGUUUAGCAGGCAAUUCGAAGCAAGCGGAAGCCAGGCUUAUGGGAUGAACGCCCAAACGCCAUUGUCGCCGGCUCCGAUGUACACCAUGUUCGCCAACCCAUCUUCCUCGAGCGGCGCUCCGUUCUUUGUCUACGCCGCACCACCUGGGUCGCCGAUGGCAACACCCGAUUGGGCAUCCGUGACACCGCAGCAAGGGACGCCGAUGCACUUUGUUAUCCCGGCGCAGUUUGUAGCUGGAGCGUUUCCGAUGACCAGCCCUGGAAACGGAAGUGCGCCCCCAUCUCAAGGGUUCCCUUGGAAUCCUUUCAGUCCUGGUCCUGCUCCGACAUGGAAUGCGCCUGGGCCGAGCAAGCCUUCACCAUCCGAUGAUCCGUCGUCUCAGCCGGAGCCGUCAACGAAGGCAGAACCCGAAAUCACCACCAAGGAUACCAAGCCAACACCGGUUGUUUCCGUGUAUGAUGUGAACACCACACCGUCUCCGCCAUCGAGAUCCUCGACAGUUCCCACUUCAAAGUCGGACCCCUCCGAUAAUGAGGGGCUGACGCCUCAUCCAGCAAACCUUCGAAGGGCUGAUACCGAUUUGACGCUGAUAGGGCAACCGAGCUCGAAUUUGGAUGCUGGGGGCCAGACAGGUCGGCAAACGUCGGGACAAGGCUUCGAGGGUGUUGCUGCGGAUCCCAACACGCUAAGUUACUUUCCGGCAGUUGCGAUCGCUGAGGCAAGCGUAGAGGAAGAGGGGCAGGAAGCAGAGAGAAGGACUGGCGAGGGUGAUAACGCGGGAGGGACUGGAUUUGAGGUUGGCAAGGCGAUGUAG